AGCUGACAGGAUGUACAAGUUUCAGGAGGUGGGGUCAGGCCAGGCUCCGCCCCCUGGAAGAGGCGGUCUGGUUGCUAAGCGAUACAGCAUCCUGCAGAGUCUGGGCCGAGGAAGUUUUGGCUGCGUUUAUCUGGUUCAGGACAACAAAGCUUCAGACGGAGAAGAGCUGAAGGUGUUGAAGCAGAUUCCUCUGGGCGACCUUCGGCCCGACGAGACAGUCCGAGCGACGCAGGAGGCCCAUCUGCUGUCUCAGCUGCACCACCCGGCCAUCCUCACCUUCUACCACAGCUUCCUGGAGGGAGACGCCUUCUGCAUCGUCACAGAGUUCUGCCAGGAUCGGGAUCUGGACUGUAGGCUAGAGGAGGUGCGACAAGCUGGGCGGAGCCUCCCCGAACUCCAGGUCAUCGAUUGGCUCAUCCAGCUGCUGCUCGGCCUUCACUACAUGCAUGACAGGCGAAUCCUCCACAGAGAUCUGAAGGCCAAGAACGUCUUCCUGAAACGAAACCUUGUUAAAAUCGGUGACUUUGGUGUUUCCUGCCUGCUGAUGGGAUCAUGUGAUCUGGCCACCACCUUCACAGGGACGCCGUACUACAUGAGUCCAGAGGUGCUGAACCACCAGGGCUACGACUCCAAGUCUGACAUCUGGCAAACGAAGGUUCACCUGCAAACGCUGAUGGAGAAGUCAGAGGUGGAGAAGAUGACGCCAAGAGAGAGAAUGAGGCUCCGCAAACUGCAGGCUGCCGACGAGAAGGCCAGGAGACUCAGGAAACUGGCUGAGGAGAAAUAUGAGGAGAUCCACACCCGAAGGAGGGAACUGAGGAGCCGCCAUUUUGAAAAAGUCAGCCUGGAUGUACUGAAUGAGAGCAGAGAGGACGGAGACUGUCAGAGUCGACCAAUCAGUGUCCAGGAUCACCGUUCGCCAGGUGGGUCGCAGCCAAUCCGGGAGCAGGAUGAAGGAAAGACGUCUGAGUCUGAGUCCGGACUGCAAGGUCUGUCCGCAGCCGGCUGGGCUCAGACGUCUUCCAGAAGCUGUAUGAGAACCUGAAGGAGGCCAGGUGGCGGUGGCGGCACGAUGGUGAUGAUGGCGUCACAGAGUCUCUGAGACACCUGGAGGAGCAACCAGAUGCUGGUUUCCAGGUGGACCAGCUGCUGUUCUAUGAAGAAGAGCUGCAGAGAGUAAGACAUCUGCAGGAGGGCAGACCGCCUGUCUGACAGCAAGGAAAAAAAAUAUUAUAUAUAUAUAUAUAUA
Molecule: messenger RNA, 1249 nt
Organism: Morone saxatilis (striped sea-bass)
Lineage: Eukaryota; Metazoa; Chordata; Actinopteri; Moronidae
Gene: nek11
Product: NIMA-related kinase 11
Biological process (GO): protein phosphorylation
Molecular function (GO): protein kinase activity; ATP binding
Source: RefSeq, a predicted model, not a curated record